Messenger RNA from Opisthocomus hoazin, 1860 nucleotides. Lineage: Eukaryota; Metazoa; Chordata; Aves; Opisthocomiformes; Opisthocomidae. The record is from RefSeq and is a predicted model, not a curated record.
AUGCAGAACUAUCUCGACUCCUCUGUGAUUUCCAUCAUCGAGGACCUCUCUCUGAGUGAGGUGGGAGCCCACACGUGGGUGCGGGAGGUGGUGGCUGGGCUGGCUCUGGCUGUGGCAUGGCAGAGCAAGGCCUGCCUGGAUGCGCAGAAUGAGCUGUCCCUGCUGACUGCCAUCACUGAGAUCCUGGACAGCACGGACGACGAGACGCUGUCCCCCUUCGACACCAUCAUGGACGCGGAGCUGCUGACCUCGCCUCGGGAGCGGGAGAAUCCCUCGUUCCAGAAGUUUCUCAGCUUAUCCCGGCCGUCGCUGGAGGGUGAGAGCCCUGCCCUGGAGCAGCCCAAGGCUCUCCUGCCUCUGACCGGCAGCAGCAGCAGCAUCUCUGUGGUUGGGAAGACUGACGCAGACCUGGCUUGGGACCGUGCUGCUCACGGCGUCGAGGACCCGGCACUGCCGAAGAAGCAAGUCUGCAGCACACCGAGGGUGGAGAGGAUGCUGGGCCGGCACCGGGCCCGAGAGCAGCUCCUGCCGCAGCGCAGCGACGGGGAAGAGGAGGAGGAGGAGGCUGCCUUGAGCCCAGAGCUAGACAGCAGCAUGGAGGCUGCAGAGUUUUGUGUGAGUGGGGCUCGGGCAGCGCUAGAGGAGCGCGAAGACCCCUGCAUCAUCAACACGGGGGACGUGUCCCUGAGCGAGCUGGUGAAGUCCAUGCACCCCUACUGUCUGCCCACCUUCACGGUGUGCCUGGACCCUGAGACCGAGCCCGUGGCCAAGGAGCUCCUGAGUGGUCCUGUCUUGCUCGAAAUUGUGCCAGGUGAGGGGGAGAGUGUGGAGAUUCCCGUGGUCCUACAGCCACUGGCUCCCAGGUUCCCUGACCUGGAGCCGCAGAUCCUGGGAGAGGAGAAGGAAGAGAAACCACCUGAGAAGGAGCCCUCCUGCACUAGCCUGGAGAGCACGUCCCUGCCGGAGACAGCAGCACCCAGAGCCUGGAGCCGUGACAGCAGCUCCCAGCACAACGCAGAGGCACCAACAAGCGGCAGACGUGAGGACACCGUGAAGGGACGUGGCCGUGAGAGAGCAAGGAAGAGUCGGAAAAAGAAAGCAGAGGAGGACCAAAGCGAGCAGGCCAGGCCAGGCAGGGACUGCCUGGGUGCCAGCAGCUCCCAGCACAACGCAGAGGCACCAACAAGCGGCAGACGUGAGGACACCGUGAAGGGACGUGGCCGUGAGAGAGCAAGGAAGAGUCGGAAAAAGAAAGCAGAGGAGGACCAAAGCGAGCAGGCCAGGCCAGGCAGGGACUGCGUGGCCCACCGUUCGGAUGGGGCUAGCGAGUCCUCAUCGUCAUCUUCAUCCUCGUCCUCCCGAUCCCGAUCACGGUCGUUCUCCCCACCGCCCAAGCGGUGGCGAAGGUACCGCUCAAGAUGUUCCCGCAGCUCCUCCUCCCGCUCCAGCUGUGGGUCUUGUGGCAGGUCCCGGGACAGGUCCUCAUCCUCGUCAUCAACGUCCUCCUACUCAUCCAGGUCCACAUCCUGCAGCCAGUCCCGAUCCCGCUCCCCCUCGCCCCGCAGGAGGAGUAACAGGCGGAGAAGAUACAGUUACGAUGCACAGGACCACUACCAAAGGCAGAGGAUCCUCCAGAAGGAACGUGCAAUAGAGGAGCGGCGAGUUGUGUUCAUUGGCAAGAUCCCCAGCAGGAUGACGCGGUCAGAGCUGCGGCACCGCUUCUCUGUGUUCGGGGACAUCGAGGAGUGCACCCUGCACUUCCGCUCCGAGGGAGACAACUACGGCUUUGUCACCUACCGCUAUGCCGAGGAAGCCUUUGCCGCCAUUGAGAGCGGGCACCAGCUGCGGCGCCCCCCUUAG